UGUAGUUUACAAUCGAAUAGAUACGGUAGUUGAGCGUUGAGUGAUAUCCCAAAACAUGGCUGCGGAGGAGACAAGAAUUUACAGCAUUAAAGCAGUAAUUACCACAUUAAAGUAGUGAUUAGAGUCAAUUAAUAUCUGAUCUAAGAGUGCUAAAGAGGCGUUGAAGGACUUCAACUUCUCAAAAUAGAGACACGGCAAAUAGUUGGUUUCCUUCAAAAUGGUGUACAAAAUUUGGAAGAAAUUGCACGAGCUACGAUUGGUCAUUUCAUUCCUCAAGUUCGUGCAGAAAUGAUGGGAUAUUCGUUUAAUAAUACACGUAGUCUAGGCCUUUUAAAAUUGUACAGUGACAAAAAUUACGUUUCAGUAAACAAUUAUUCUUUUUAAGACUUUUAAAGCCAACAAUGAUAAAGACAGCGUUGUCAAAUAUGACCUGAUUCCACCAAUUACCACAAGGACCAUAAGAAUCAUUCCUGAGGCCUGGUUCAUUCUCAUCGCUUUGCGUGUAGAGCUGUACGGAUGUAAAGCAAAUAAUGGCGGGUACUCUCAGUGGGGUGAUUGGACUGAGUGUUCCGUAACUUGUGGUACUGGUCAUCGCUAUCGAAGGCGUUAUUGCACAAAUCCUCCUCCAAGCCCUGGUGGUAAGGAUUGUUCUGGUCUGGGACCUGAUACCCUCACAGAAGAAUGCAACAGUGGAGGUUGUCCAGGUAAGGAAAUGGUCAUGAAAAGAACUGAGAUGAUUUCCAAGUCUCAGUAGGCCUCGUGCCAGACUUUUCCCCGACAGAUUUUUCAACAAGGCGUAGCCACGCUGUCUAUCGCUGGUAGCCAGUAAAACGACUGGUAAUGACAUUUUCUUUGUUCUAUCAAGGUUAUUGACUGUGACGAUUUUGUCUAAUUCGACAUCUUAGUUUUAUAACUUCGCUGACAAUGUCUACGACUACCUUAACAGACGUUGCCUUCUUAGCUUACAAGCUCUUGGUGAAAAAAUAAACAAUUAUUUACGUGCAAGUAAUAUCCAAGUAAUCCAUUGACUUUAUCGUUCUGAGUGGUCCGAUUUGGUUCUUCUUAUCUCGCUUCUACAUAGUAAACGGUAAUUACUCGGUUUGGGGACCGUACGGCGAGUGUUCAAAAUCUUGUGGAGGUGGGGUGAAGACGCGUAAGAGGACAUGUACCAAUCCGCCCCCGGCAAGCGGAGGAGAAGACUGCAGUGUCCUUGGACCUGACACUUCUACCAUGGAAUGCAACAUCCAGGAAUGUCCAGUGAACGGUGGUUACUCAGAUUGGGGACCGUACGGCGAGUGUUCAAAGACUUGUGGGGUUGGGGAACAGACGCGUAAAAGAACGUGCACCAAUCCACCACCAUCACACGAUGGAGAGGACUGCAGUGGACUGGGACCUGACAGCUCUACCAGGGAAUGUAACAAUCAGGAGUGUCCAGUAAACGGUGGUUAUUCAGACUGGAAGCCGUACGGUGUAUGUUCCAAGACUUGUGGAAGUGGGGUGCAAACACGAAAGAGGACGUGUACCAAUCCACCGCCUUCUAAUGGUGGAAAGGACUGCAGUAGACUAGGACCCGAUAGCACCACCAGGGAAUGCAACAAUCAGGAAUGCCAAAAAACGUGGAAGCCAAUGGGAUGCUACCAAAACAGAGGACGAGCUCUGGGCGACAUCUUGUUCAAAUCUAGACGUGGCAAGAUCUCAAGGAAAUAUGGGCAAUGCGUGACCGCGGCCAACAAAAGAGGAGUUACAGUGUUCGGUUUAGAUGACACCAGAUGCUGGACUGGCCAGAAUGCAGCAAGUUCUUAUGAUAUUUAUGGCACUGCUGUAGGGAGGUGCGGCUCCACCAAAGGCGGUUUGCAUUAUGGCUUCUUGGCAUCAGAAAUAGUGUUUGUUUACCAAAAGAAAGGAGGUGAUUGGGAACCUAUUGGUUGCUACAGCAACGUGUCUCCCAGAGACGCUUUCGCUUUGCCGGAAUUAUUUGACGACAAAGUGAGUGCUAAGGGCCCUGAUGCAAUUUUCAACUACUGCAAGGGGAAAGCUGAAGCGCUUGGCUACAAGAUUUUUGGAGCAGACAAUAAGAGUUGCUGGUCAGGAGAUGAGGCCAAGAAUACUUAUAAGAAGUACGGGGAGUCCAAACUGUGCGAGUUUAGUAAGAGGACCGGUAAUGGUUCGGGAAACAAGGUCAACGGAGAUGUGUUUGUCUACGAAUUGGCCUGAGGUAAGCUGAUAAAAUUACUAGCAGACAGCUUAAUUAAUGUCACCCUUUUUCUUGUAAAAGUAGGUUCUUAAAGCUUUAAUUAAAGUCAUACCCACUACAUACGAGAGGCCAAGUAGUUGGUCAAGUUAGCACCAGAACAUCUGAAAAGUCCGGUUGACAAUCCUGGUCAACUUAGUAGCUUAGUUAUGUUGUGUAUUUGUUCCUCUCACGGUGCCUCUUUGCUACGGGGAUAUAUUACCGUGCCUGCGAAUUGUCAGGGCAAGCAAAAAAUACUAGGAAUAAGCCUGCCAUGGACUACAAGUAGGAUCCUGAUGGAGGUCACAAUGCACCUGCUCCUAUUGGCCAUGCUAUUACGUUCCUCUAAUUCCAAUGACUAGAGCGAACUUUCCCUAUAACCCCAUUUACUGAUAAACUGUAAACCCCUCCAUUUAUGGCUAAUCAUAUACCACGAAUAGAAGGAAAUUUGGGAUGAACUUGGUCCAUACCUCACACUAACUACUUUGGGUCAGACAUUAGCUCUCGUAAGGUAUCAUAUGAAUGGCUCGAUAUCCUUUGGGAGAACAAUAGAACAAAUUACAGAAACAAUGAACCUAGCCCC
Molecule: messenger RNA, 2813 nt
Organism: Orbicella faveolata
Lineage: Eukaryota; Metazoa; Cnidaria; Anthozoa; Scleractinia; Merulinidae
Source: RefSeq, a predicted model, not a curated record